Aspergillus nidulans FGSC A4 is the source of this 463-nucleotide messenger RNA. RefSeq names its product U4/U6-U5 snRNP complex subunit LSM3. NCBI's taxonomy places the organism in Eukaryota, Fungi, Ascomycota, Eurotiomycetes, Eurotiales, Aspergillaceae. The transcript has 4 exons. The coding region runs from base 54 to 344 and encodes 96 amino acids. The record is from RefSeq and is a predicted model, not a curated record.
GAGCUGUGUCCCUGUUACCCACUCCUUUCAUUAUCCCCUCCAUCUACAACAAAAUGGCCGACACCGAGGGCGCGGGCACCUCAUCCGUAUCCGAGCCUUUGGACCUCGUCCGCCUCUCCCUCGACGAGAUCGUUUUUGUCAAGCUGCGGGGUGAUCGCGAGCUCAAGGGUCGUUUACACGCUUACGACAGUCAUUGCAAUCUGGUUCUAGGUGAUGUUGAGGAGACAAUCUACGUUGUGGAGGAGGACGAGAACGAGCAAGAGCACAUCCGAACGAUCAAGAAACAGGAAGAGAUGCUGUUCGUUCGAGGUGACUCGGUCGUUUUAAUAUCUCCCCAAGCCUGAUUGAUUCAAACUGUGAUCCAUUGCAACUUUAGAAAGAGUACGCACUUCAUUCGGGGACUGUUUGCCAUAACGAGUCUCCGACUUCACGAGCCAUCAUACUGGGGCUACGAAUUCGACGA